UAGACAAGCGUCAGCUUUGUGGGAUCUCUUCUCAAGUUUUGACCAAUUCACAUACACAUCGACUGUCAUUUCAUUGCCGUUCAUUUGACGUGGACAUCGGUUUGAAGAAGGGCUCAGGGUUUCACCUCGCAUCGGGACAAAUAAAUCAAAAUGCCUGGACCAGCAGCAAGUGCAACCAAUGUUGGGGCGUCUAGCCGUUCCCCCAGUAAGACAGUGGCUCCCCGUGCAGCCGGCUCCACAGUCAGACAGAGGAAAGCUACCAGCAGCGGCACACGCAGCGGUGGCAGGACCACAGGAUCUGCAGGCACUGGUGGCAUGUGGCGCUUCUACACAGAAGACUCGCCAGGCCUCAAAGUCGGCCCGGUGCCAGUGCUAGUGAUGAGUCUGCUCUUCAUUGCCUCGGUCUUCAUGCUGCACAUCUGGGGAAAGUACACCCGCUCUUAAACUCAACCUGAUGACCUCCGACCCUGCGGCUUGACUUCUUAACAAAUUGGACCUGGACCAAACAGCAAAUGAACAACAACCUCACUCCUUUGGUUCCCUUCUGCACUACAACACACAACUUUUUUUUUUUUAUGCGACCGAUUCAGUACAUGAUCUUCAUCUGCACGGAUGUUGGUAUCCACCUUGUUGCUUUUGCUCUUCCCGUGUUUUUAAGAUCUGAAGGGUGAAUGGGAGGAAGCCACCACUGAUGUUAUGUCUGUGUGUGUAUGUGGCUCUCCCUCCAAGCAGUAUAUUCCCGCCACUGCUGCAUGAAGGUUCAGUGCAGUACUCAAGGACAUUGUUGUUUUCAGGCCCCAGCAAACAUUUCUUCUUCUUGCCUGAUUUUCAUUUUUUUUUUUGUUAACAGCAUUUGUACAAAUGUAAUUGUAAUAUUGUACAAUUAAAAAAAAGUAAAAAUCA
Molecule: messenger RNA, 903 nt
Organism: Anoplopoma fimbria (sablefish)
Lineage: Eukaryota; Metazoa; Chordata; Actinopteri; Perciformes; Anoplopomatidae
Gene: sec61b
Product: SEC61 translocon subunit beta
Exons: 4
Coding region: 151-444 (97 amino acids)
Biological process (GO): intracellular protein transport
Cellular component (GO): Sec61 translocon complex
Source: RefSeq, a predicted model, not a curated record